Messenger RNA from Aptenodytes forsteri (emperor penguin), 5938 nucleotides. RefSeq names its product plexin A1 (gene PLXNA1). The coding region runs from base 131 to 5827 and encodes 1898 amino acids. Gene Ontology annotation, molecular function: protein binding; semaphorin receptor activity. The record is from RefSeq and is a predicted model, not a curated record. Lineage: Eukaryota; Metazoa; Chordata; Aves; Sphenisciformes; Spheniscidae. Gene Ontology annotation, biological process: semaphorin-plexin signaling pathway involved in axon guidance; regulation of cell shape; regulation of cell migration. The transcript is spliced from 32 exons. Gene Ontology annotation, cellular component: semaphorin receptor complex.
GCUGUGCCCACGAUGCCCUGAAUGCCGAGCGCAGCGGAAGCAGAGGAGGCUGUGUCCCGUUAGCUCCUCCUCCUUCCCUCAUCCCUUUAGUUUGGGUUUGUUUCUAUUUAUUUUGUGGCUGGGUUUGGGCAUGGCCUUGGCUGGAUGUGAGGCUGCUGCAAUGUGGCUUCUUUGGCUCAAGCACCACUUGUCCAUCAACGUUUGGACCUUGCUGCUCUUGGGGAGCACCUGGCUACCGCUGGCGGAAGGCAGCCCCAAAUCUCCCUUUAGGACUUUCCCGGUUACAGACUGGAGCUUGACGCAUUUGGUGGUCCACAACAAAACCGGGGAGGUCUAUGUGGGGGCUGUCAAUCGGAUCUACAAGCUCUCCAAUAACCUCACGCUCCUGCGGACUCACGUGACGGGGCCCGUGGAGGACAAUGAGAAGUGUUACCCUCCGCCCAGUGUUCAGUCCUGCCCGCACGGGCUGGUCACCACCAAUAACGUGAACAAACUGCUGCUGGUGGACUACUCGGGGAACCGGCUGAUUGCCUGCGGCAGUGCCUCCCAGGGUAUUUGCCAGUUCCUGCGGCUGGACGACCUCUUCAAGUUGGGUGAGCCCCACCACCGCAAGGAGCACUACCUCUCCAGUGUCAAUGAGUCAGGCACCAUGUCUGGGGUCAUCAUCGAGGUGCUGAACGGGCAGAACAAGCUCUUCAUUGGGACGCCCAUUGAUGGGAAGUCAGAGUACUUCCCCACCCUCUCCAGCCGCAAACUGAUGGCCAACGAGGAGAAUGCAGAGAUGUUUGGCUUUGUCUACCAGGAUGAGUUUGUAUCCUCCCAGCUCAAGAUCCCCUCGGAUACACUCUCCAAGUUCCCCACCUUUGACAUUUACUACAUCUACAGCUUCAGCAGUGAGCAGUUUGUUUACUACCUGACCCUUCAGCUGGACACCCAGCUCACCUCGCCAGACUCCACUGGGGAGCAGUUUUUCACCUCCAAGAUCGUCCGCCUCUGCGUGGAUGACCCCAAGUUCUACUCCUACGUUGAGUUCCCCAUCGGCUGUGUGCAGGAUGGCAUUGAAUACCGCCUGAUCCAGGACGCCUACCUGACCAAGCCUGGCAAGGCUUUGGCCAAGUACCUGGGCAUCUCGGAGCGGGAGGAUAUCCUCUUCACCAUCUUCUCCCAGGGCCAGAAAAACAGGGUUAAGCCUCCCAAGGAGUCUGUGCUCUGCCUCUUCACGUUGAAGAAGAUCAAGGAUAAGAUCAAGGAGCGUAUCCAGUCAUGCUACCGAGGGGAAGGGAAACUGUCGCUGCCCUGGCUCUUGAAUAAGGAACUGGGCUGCAUCAACUCGCCGCUGCAGAUCGACGACAAUUUCUGCGGCCAGGAUUUUAACCAGCCGCUGGGUGGGACCGUCACCAUCGAGGGCACCCCGCUCUUUGUGGAUAAGGAGGAUGGGAUGACCUCAGUGGCUGCCUACGACUACAGAGGACAAACCGUUGUCUUUGCAGGCACACGAAGCGGGAAGAUCAAAAAGAUCCUGGUGGACUUGCCGGCCGAGAGGAAGCACCAAGUGCUGCAGUACGAGAAUGUCGUGGCCCAUGAGGGCAGCUCCAUCCUGCGAGACCUGGUGCUGAGUCCUGACCGCCAGCACAUCUACGCCAUGACCGAGAAACAGGUGACACGGGUGCCGGUGGAGAGCUGCGAGCAGUACGAGAGCUGUGAGCUGUGCCUGGGCUCCCGGGACCCCCACUGCGGCUGGUGCGUCCUCCACAACAUAUGCUCGCGCAAGGACCGGUGCGAGCGGGCGGACGAGCCCCAGCGCUUCGCCUCCGACCUGCGGCAGUGCGUCCAGCUCACUGUCCAGCCGAAGAACAUCUCGGUCACCAUGUCGGAGGUCCCGCUGGUCCUGCAGGCCUGGAACGUCCCAGACCUCUCAGCAGGAGUCAACUGCUCCUUCGAAGACUUCACUGAGUCCGAGAGCCGCAUUGAAGACGGGAAGAUCUACUGCAGCUCUCCCUCUGCCAAGGACGUCAUCCCCAUCACCAGGGGCCGUGGGGACAAGCGAGUGGUGAAGCUCUACCUGAAAUCUAAAGAGACGGGGAAGAAGUUUGCCUCAGUGGAUUUUGUUUUCUACAACUGCAGCGUCCAUCAGUCCUGCCUGUCCUGCGUGAAUGGCUCCUUCCCCUGCCACUGGUGCAAGUACCGCCACAUCUGCACCCAUAACGCUGCCGACUGCUCCUUCCUGGAGGGACGCGUCAAGCUCUCUGAGGACUGCCCCCAAAUCCUGCCCUCCACCCAGAUCUACAUCCCUGUGGGCGUGGUGAAACCCAUCACCCUGACGGCCAAGAACCUGCCCCAGCCGCAGUCCGGCCAGCGCAACUACGAGUGCAUCUUCCACAUCCCCGGCAGCACCACCCGUGUCACCGCCCUGCGCUUCAACAGCACCAGCAUCCAGUGCCAGAACACCUCUUAUUUCUACGAAGGGAACGACAUCAGCGACCUGCCGGUCAACUUGUCCGUGGUCUGGAAUGGGAACUUCGUCAUCGACAACCCCCAGAACAUCCAGGCCCACCUGUACAAGUGCUCGGCCCUGCGGGAGAGCUGCGGUCUGUGCCUCAAGGCUGACCCGCGCUUCGAGUGCGGCUGGUGCGUGUCGGAGAGACGCUGCUCACUGCGGCAGCACUGCCUGGCCUACGAGAGCAGCUGGAUGCAUGCCAGCAGCGGCAACAGCCGCUGCACCGACCCCAAGAUCACCAAGCUGUCACCCGAGACCGGCCCCAGGCAAGGAGGGACCCGUCUGACCAUCACUGGAGAGAACCUGGGCCUGAAGUUUGAAGAUGUUCGCUGGGGCGUUCGAGUCGGCAAAGUGAUGUGCAUCCCCAUUGAGAGCGAGUACAUCAGCGCUGAGCAGAUCGUGUGUGAAAUUGGAGAUGCCAGCCCGAGCAAGGUCCACGAGGCACGGGUAGAAGUGUGCAUCCGCGACUGCUCGCCCAGCUACCGGGCCACGUCCCCCAAGAGCUUCACUUUUGUGACGCCCACUUUCUCCCGUGUGGUCCCAGCCCGGGGCCCUCUUUCUGGUGGCACCUGGAUCGCCAUUGAAGGCAGCCACCUCAACGCUGGCAGCAACGUCUCCGUGACCAUCGGGGGACGGCCCUGUGCUUUUUCAUGGAGAAGCGCCCGUGAGAUCCGGUGCAGGACCCCCCCUGGGCACACCCCCGGUGGCUCCCCCAUUCUCAUCAACAUCAACCGGGCAGAACUGAGCAACCCGGAGGUGAAGUACAACUACACAGAGGACCCCACCAUCCAGAAGAUCGAUCCCGAGUGGAGCAUCAACAGCGGUGGGACGCUGCUGACUGUGACUGGCACCAACUUGGCCACCAUCAAAGAGCCCAGGAUCCGGGCCAAGUAUUGCAGCUCUGAAAGGGAAAAUAACUGCACCGUCUACAACGAUACCACCAUGGUGUGCUACGCGCCCUCCAUCGACAACCCUGUGCGGAGCCCUCCGGAGGUUGGCGACCGCCCGGAUGAGAUUGGCUUCGUCAUGGAUAAUGUCCAGGCCCUGCUGAUCAUCAACACCACCAACUUUGUCUACUACCCGGACCCUGUCUUCGAGCCACUCAGCCCCACGGGAAUGCUGGAGCUGAAGCCCAGCUCUCCCCUCAUCCUCAAGGGCAGGAACCUGCUCCCGCCGGCUGCUGGUAACUCCCGCCUGAACUACACAGUGCUGAUCGGAGACACUCCCUGCACCCUGACCGUCUCCGAGACCCAGCUCCUCUGUGAGUCCCCUAACCUCACUGGCCAGCACAAAGUCACGAUUAAGGCUGGAGGGUUCGAGUUCUCCCCGGGAACGCUGCAGAUCUACUCAGACAGCCUGCUUACCCUGCCCGCCAUCAUCGGGAUCGGCGGUGGGGGCGGUCUGCUCCUCCUCAUCAUCAUCAUCGUCCUCAUCGCCUACAAGCGCAAGUCCCGAGAUGCCGACCGGACCCUGAAACGCCUCCAGCUGCAGAUGGACAACCUGGAGUCCCGGGUGGCCUUGGAGUGCAAAGAGGCCUUUGCUGAGCUGCAGACUGACAUUAACGAGCUGACCAAUGACCUGGAUGGGGCUGGCAUCCCCUUUCUGGACUAUCGCACCUACGCCAUGCGGGUUCUCUUCCCAGGGAUAGAAGACCACCCCGUGCUGAAGGAGAUGGAGGUCCAGGCGAAUGUGGAGAAGUCCUUGACCCUCUUCGGGCAGCUCCUGAACAAGAAGCACUUCUUGCUGACCUUCAUCCGCACUCUGGAGGCUCAGCGGAGCUUCUCCAUGCGGGACCGCGGCAACGUGGCCUCCCUCAUCAUGACGGCACUGCAGGGCGAGAUGGAGUAUGCCACGGGCGUGCUGAAGCAGCUCCUCUCUGACCUCAUUGAGAAGAACCUGGAGAGUAAGAACCACCCCAAACUGCUCUUGCGGAGAACGGAGUCGGUGGCAGAGAAGAUGCUGACGAAUUGGUUCACGUUUCUGCUGUACAAGUUUCUGAAGGAGUGUGCUGGGGAACCACUCUUCAUGCUCUACUGUGCCAUCAAGCAGCAGAUGGAGAAGGGACCCAUUGAUGCCAUUACAGGAGAGGCUCGCUACUCCCUCAGUGAAGACAAGCUUAUCCGGCAGCAGAUUGACUACAAAAUGUUGACCCUCAACUGUGUGAACCCUGAGAACGAGAACGCCCCGGAGAUCCCUGUCAAGGUGCUGAACUGCGACACCAUCACGCAGGUGAAAGAGAAGCUGCUGGACGCUGUCUACAAGGGGGUGCCCUAUUCCCAGCGACCCAAAGCCGGAGACAUGGACCUGGAGUGGCGGCAGGGCAGGAUGGCCCGGAUCAUACUGCAGGAUGAAGAUGUCACCACAAAGAUCGACAAUGACUGGAAGAGGCUAAACACCCUGGCCCACUACCAGGUGACAGACGGCUCCUCGGUAGCCCUGGUGCCGAAGCAGAACUCGGCGUACAACAUCUCCAACUCCUCCACCUUCACCAAGUCCCUCAGCAGAUACGAGAGCAUGCUGCGGACAGCCAGCAGCCCCGACAGCCUGCGCUCACGGACCCCCAUGAUCACCCCUGACUUGGAGAGCGGCACCAAGCUCUGGCACCUGGUAAAAAACCACGACCACAUGGACCAGCGGGAGGGCGACCGGGGCAGCAAGAUGGUCUCUGAAAUCUACCUGACCCGUCUGUUAGCCACCAAGGGCACCCUGCAGAAAUUCGUGGAUGACCUGUUUGAGACCAUCUUCAGCACAGCACAUCGUGGGAGCGCGCUGCCCCUUGCCAUCAAAUACAUGUUUGAUUUCCUGGAUGAACAAGCUGAUAAGCAUCAGAUCAAUGAUUACGAUGUCAGGCACACCUGGAAGAGUAACUGUCUACCUCUACGUUUUUGGGUGAAUGUGAUUAAGAACCCCCAGUUUGUGUUCGACAUUCACAAGAACAGUAUUACUGAUGCCUGCCUAUCCGUGGUGGCUCAGACAUUCAUGGACUCCUGCUCAACUUCUGAGCACAAGCUAGGAAAAGACUCUCCCUCCAACAAACUACUGUAUGCCAAGGACAUCCCCAACUACAAGAGCUGGGUAGAAAGAUAUUAUGCAGAUAUAGCUAAAAUGCCAGCGAUCAGUGACCAGGACAUGAGCGCAUACCUGGCGGAGCAGUCGCGGUUACACCUCAGCCAGUUCAACAGUAUGAGCGCGCUGCACGAGAUCUACUCCUACAUCACCAAGUACAAGGACGAGAUUUUAGCUGCGUUGGAGAAGGAUGAGCAGGCCCGGAGGCAGCGGCUGAGGAGUAAGCUGGAGCAGGCGAUCGACACAAUGGCCUUAAGCAGCUGAGAAGGCGGCGGCGCGGUGCCAGCAUCCCGGGCAGCGGAGGCGGCAGGAGGGAGGGCCGGCCAGCGGCAGCCACGGGCAGAAGACGACUUUGGGGCUGGGGCCGGCUGGACC